GAUCUUCCGUAUAUAUAAGCUACGGCGACGAGCGAACGAUAAGAUUUAGUCAGUUGAUCGUUUCAAUCGCGAAUGUGGAUCUCUCGUGGAUCUUGUGCUAGUGUUUUUCUCAACUGCGGUAAUCGGUCUUACUCAAGGGGUUGUGACGAACGGUUUUAUUGCGUAGCUGUUAAAUCACACAUCGCAUCAUACACAUCAGGAGAGAUGUGGGCCUACUUUGCCUUUCUAGCUGUUAUCUAUGUUAUAUACGCAUUGAAGAAUUACGUCAGAAUCCUCAGAUUUAUUUUCACUCUCGAUGGACCGAAGACAGUACCCAUUCUUGGCAAUAUAAACACCCUUCUCGAAGGAAAUCUGAUUCAAAGAAUGACAGACGAGGCGCAGAAUUAUGGUCGCGUUAUCCGGAUAUGGAUGACAUUUCUGCCAUACGUUGUGCUCAUCGAACCGGAGGAUAUCCAGAUAGUACUUAGUAAUAUGAAACACACAGAAAAGACGUCCUUUUACAAGCUGCUCAACAAUUUUCUGGGUAAAGGUUUGAUUACGCGAAAUGUCGACAAAUGGAAGGUACAUCGAAGAAUCUUGCAACCGGCCUUCCAUCGCCACAUGUUAGAAAGAUUCAUCGGAACGUUCAGCGAGUGCGCCGAUCGUCUGGUUGACAAAUUGCUCGAGAAGGACGGAGAGGAUAUAAACGUCACCAUGUUCGUUAACAACUCGGUCUAUGAUAUAUUAAGAGAGACGAUUUUGGGCAUGCCGGCAAGUCAAAGAUACAACGACGACGAGGAUGAUACGCCAUUUAGAAAGGGCCAAGUUAUGGUGCCGUACAGAUUUGCACGACCGUGGUUACUGAUCGACUGGAUUUAUCGAUUGACAGCAGCUGGGAAAUCGGAAGAACAACAGCAAAAGAAUUUAUUCGACUUUUGCUUCAGAAAAAUGGAGGAAAUGCGCGAAUUUCUACAAAAGAACGGCUCUCUUAUAUCUAAUAACAGUGCAACUAGAAAAAUAUCUCUACUUGAAUACAUGAUUGAGAUCAACAAGAAGAAUCCUCAAUUCACCAAGCGAGAUAUCAUUGAAGAAUGUUGCACUUUUAUGUUGGCCGGCCAGGACUCUGUAGGCACCGCCACCGCGAUGACACUUUUUCUUUUAGCCAAUAAUCCUAAAUGGCAGGAGAGAUGUGUCAAGGAAUUUAACGAAAUUUUUGGUAAAGAUAAAAGAUCACCAACUAUCCAGGAUCUUACGGAGAUGAAAUGUUUGGAUAUGUGCAUCAAGGAAUCCUUGAGAUUGUAUCCUAGCGUGCCAGUGUUCGCCAGAACACUCGGAGAGGAUGUGAAACUAGGAGAGCACGUAGUACCGGCCGGUUGUGAUGUAUUUAUAGUACCAUACUGUACGCACCGCUUGCCUCAUCAUUUUCCUGAUCCUCAUGAUUUUAAACCGGAGCGUUUCAGCCCUGAAAACUCGGAAGAAAGACAUCCAUAUGCUUACAUACCGUUUAGCGCCGGACCUCGCAACUGUAUUGGAUACAAGUUUGCCACGCUCGAGAUUAAAUCAGUCAUUAGCGCUAUUCUGAGGAAAUAUCAGUUAGAACCGAUUCUCGGCAAAGAGAAAGUGAUAGCCAAAUUUCGAAUGACGAUUAGAGCACAUGGUGGACUUUGGGUUAAAGUGAGAGCGCGCGAUAAACAAUAAUACGAAUCGAAGUAAUUGGAUUAAUAAAGUGUUCUCAUUCUUGCAAAUAACUAUUAUAAUAAUAUCUUGAAGAUUAAUAAUAAUAAUUUAAUUGAAAUAAACAGCUAUUUUUGUGUCACUUCAAUAUUGAAGAAAAAUGAAAUUUGUCAAUGUAUUUAAUACUUUAUAUAAUUAGGUUAAGUGAGUACUUUGACACUAUACAGUUUAAAUUAUCUAAGAUAUUUAAAUUUCUUCGUAUAUCGUUUAAACAAAAUGUCUGAUGCAAAAUUAAGAAAAUUUGCAAAAUUUUUUAGGAAUUAAUUAUAAAAAUAUGUCAUCGCACUGUUGUACUAUAUUAGACAUCUAAUAAGUCUUAUGAGAAUCCUUUCUUUGUACAAACAAAAAAUGAAAGAAAACAAUUGUACUUCGAUACAUGCCAUAAAUAAAAUCGUCGCCUUUCAACUAUCAUUUUCCUGAGUUGAAGGACGAGUAGAUGACUGAA
Solenopsis invicta (red fire ant) is the source of this 2158-nucleotide messenger RNA. RefSeq names its product probable cytochrome P450 4aa1 (gene Cyp4aa1). NCBI's taxonomy places the organism in Eukaryota, Metazoa, Arthropoda, Insecta, Hymenoptera, Formicidae. The record is from RefSeq and is a predicted model, not a curated record. Bases 73 to 1677 code for a protein of 534 amino acids. Gene Ontology annotation, molecular function: heme binding; monooxygenase activity; oxidoreductase activity, acting on paired donors, with incorporation or reduction of molecular oxygen. The transcript has 7 exons.